This is a messenger RNA of Amphiprion ocellaris (clown anemonefish), 3025 nucleotides long. RefSeq lists its product as uncharacterized. The record is from RefSeq and is a predicted model, not a curated record. The transcript is spliced from 4 exons. NCBI's taxonomy places the organism in Eukaryota, Metazoa, Chordata, Actinopteri, Pomacentridae. Bases 500 to 1159 code for a protein of 219 amino acids.
CUGGUUCUGGUCCUGUGGAGGAGUCCUGGUCCAGAUGCUCCCUAAAGUGUUGCUGCUGCUGCUGGUAAAACUACUCCACUGAUCAGGUCCCUGUAAUGCAGACCUGAGACCCUGACCAGGCAGUUUAAUGUUCUGGGGUCAUCAAUGGGUCAUGAGUGGUGUCGGUGGAAAGAAGAACCUCCUGGAACUCCUCAGCAAGCAGUUAGAAGUGAAGCAGGAAUCCAGACCACAAGUUGUUCUCCUGAAGCUGCUGGAUGUGAAAGUUUUCCUUCUACUGUUCCAGACUGAAGGUGAAGCAGCAGGAUGGAGGUGUUUGUUCCUUUAGUCUUUUACUGCUCAUGAAUCCACUUCCUGUUCUUGUGAAUCUUGAGAGACCUAGCUGGUAUUUGUGGUUUCUUCUGCAUGACAUCAUCACCCAGUAAAAGAGGAAGUGAAGAACACUUCUGUCUAUCAGAGGCUGCAGCUUUCAGUUCAUUCCGUCUGGCUUCUGGAUCUGAUCAUGGGUCUCCUGUGGAUGGUCCUGCUGGUGGUUCUGGUCGGUGCAGAGCCCCAGAACCUGACGGAGGUGAAAGGGAUGCUGGGUAAAGACGUCACUCUGAACUGCUCCAUCAGGAAUACUGAGAUCUACUGGUCCCUGGAGAUUCAUAACCACUUAAAAGUGUGUAUCGGACGAACUUAUCAUGAUGAUGUACCCAGUUUCUGCUCUGAUGAUUUUGAAACCAAAUAUUUAAUGUUGGACAACAGACUAGUGAUUAAAAACAUGACAUCAGAGGACCAAAAACUUUACUUGUGUGGCAGGAAGAUCAGUGGUGACGUUUGUUUUUUGGACAUUUUCCGCCUCGUCUCAGAUUCAUCUACUGACUCAGACCAGAAGGACCGGAUGAACUGUGAGAACCUUGGCUUACUGCAGAGUAAAGAGGUCGUAAUCAUCUCACUGAGCCUCAACGCUAUCCUCGGUUUGGUCGUAGUAGGUCUCAGCUGUUUCUUGUUGUCUUUGAAGAGGAAAAACAACAAACAGCAGGAAGACGAUCCUGAAAGUUUCACCUGUGAGAACCCAGAGCCUGCACAGUACGAGGAGAUCCGGUUUCCUACCAGUAGAGUUGCUGCUGCUGAUGCUCCAGAUGGAGUAUACUACAAAGUUCAGCUUCCUCACUGCUGACAGACACACCCGGGCACACCCGGACACACCUGGACACACCUGGACACACCUGGACACCUGAACCACACCUGGACACCUGGAUUAUACCUGGACACACCUGGACAGGUAGACCAUACCUGGACACACCUGGACCAUACCUGGACCACACCUGGACACACCUGGACCACACCUGGACACACCCAGACACCUGGACCAUUCCUGGACCAUACUUGGACACCUGGACCGCACCUGGACAUUGAGAUUAUACCUGGACAGGUGGACCAUACCUGGACAUCUGGACCAUACCUGGACAUUUAAAUGAUACCUGGACAGGUAGAUGAUACCUGGACAUUUAGAUGAUACCUGGACAUUUAGAUGAUACCUGGACAGGUAGAUGAUACCUGGACAGUUGGACUUGUCAGGGACUUGUGGUCUCAUUAUGUAAUAUAAACUGAUGCUAAACUGUGAAUCUUCUUAUUUUAAGUCUCCAUUAGAUGUGAAACUGUCUAUUAAACUAAUCUUCAGGUAAACUUGGUAUUAAACCAAUAUUCAGGUAAACUUGGUAUUAAACUAAUAUUCAGGUAAACAGUGAAGUCGUCUGUAUAUAAAAUGAGACUAAACUCUGGAAGCUGAAAGAUGUUGUGGUUGAUGCAGCAGCAGGUUCAGCUGCUCUGAGGGAGGAGGAACCACAAGCUCAGCUGAAGGCUUCAAAGACCAGAAGUUCCUCAGACAUCUGCUGCGGUGUUUCCACUGAAAGAACUGGAACUAAAUCAGGUUUAAUCUCUGAUCUUGACCUGGAUCUGAGAGUUGGUCUCCUCUUGUGGUUUUCUGGUCUUUGGAUCCCAGUAAAGCAGCUGCACUGAGUUCCUUUAAUUCUCAGUUACAGACAAACUUCAGACACUUUAGAAAUGCCAUUUUUAACCACAAACGGUUCAUGCAGAAGACAAGCUGAGCGUCUGAAAACCACUUCCUGUUUCAGGCUGAAGGUAGCGGUGUGUUGGCUGGUAAACAGAAAAAUAGCUGGUUGACCCUGAACCUACUUUAACUUUAUUCAUUUGUUUAUACUGUAAAUCACUUUAUCCUCACUUUAAUUGAGUUAAAGUCCUGAAACGAGCCAGAGACGUUUCCUUGUUUGUGUCUUUAUCAGUUGAGUCAUUAGUUGGUGAUUCAGCAGGUUUCUAACGUCGUCAUGCUUCUGGUUUUCAGCUCAGAGGUCAGAAAUGAACUAAAACUGGAGGAAAUAAACACGAUGAACGAAGAGAAACUGACCAGACUGUUGGUCACAUGAACUCAGGAUGACAGUCACAAGAUCAGAUGACAAAACACCAACAGUCCAGUUAGGCACCAGAACCAGGAGAAUCCAGAUAAUACUUAAUUUGAAUGAUAUUUAUUAUAAAUAAUGUUGAAUAGAAAUAAUAUUUAGUAGAAAUACUGAUAUAAAUACUGAGAUAACUGAGAACAAAGAACCAACAGAGAAACAUCACCUCAGAUUAAAACGAUCCUAAACUGUUGGACAUCACAGUAAUCAGAUUACCUUUAAAUAGAGUAUUUAUUAGUUUACCAUGACACCGCCACCUCAGUGCUUCACUGUCAGGACUAUGCAUCCACUGUGGUAGUCCUGGUCAGGUUCUCACCAAACAUCUGGACUCCAUCUGAGCCCAACUCAUUGAUCUUUAUCUGACCAAAGAAUGUUCUCCAGCAUCCAUCAGGCUUCUUCUCAUGUUCUUCAGCAAACUUUCAUCUGGAAGCCCUGAUUAGUGGUACUAUGACUCCUCCUAGACCUCCUGAUUACUGGUACUAUUCCUCCUGAUUAGUGGUACUAUGACUCCACCUAGACCUCCUGAUUAAUGGUACUAUGACUCCUGAUUAGUGGUACUAUGACUCCUC